AUGAAUCCAAAUAUUUUGAUUAUCUUCGCUUUUAUCUUUGCUUUUAUUAAAAACGUUAUGCUAAAACAGAACAUCAGCACACUAUUCAGCGAGAUAUAUUAUGAUCCACGAAAAUGUGGCAUAUCAGUUUUACGUAGUAAGCGAUAUGUACGGAAGCCAAAUUAUCAUUUGAAAGUUAUGGGUGGUACAGAUGUUGAAACGGGUGAACAUCCAUGGACCGUAGCUAUUUACAUGAACGAUGUGUAUUGCUGCGUUGGCACACUAAUUUCUAACAAACAUGUCAUAACAGCGGCGCACUGUUUUUUCAGAGAAGGUGUCAAGCCAUCUUUAGGGAAAUGCCGACCUAAACAAGCAAUAACUGAGGAAGAAGCUUUGCAGCACACUAAAAUAAUGUACGGAUCAAAGUGUUUGAAACGAAAAAAAUUUAGCAACUGUUUCAAUUCGAAACCGAUGAAAACAGUGGGAAUCAUAAGAGCUCAAUAUGGACGUUUCUUUCGACAAGGCUGUUUCGGUGGUGAUAUAGCACUGUUGGAAUUGGAGCAUGAAAUAAACGAAAAAGAUGCAAAUUAUAUAUGUUUAGCAAGUAGAAUUCUUCUGAAUGAGAAGUUUUACACAAUCCAAAGCGUUGGAUGGGGAAGCAAUCCAGCGAUGAAACGUAUUCUCAUGAAUAAUUUACAAAAAUUGGAAUUCCAUCGUUUAUUAGAUCGAAACAUGUGUGCGGAGAAAAUAAAUAAUUUACCGAACGAUAUUUUGUGUACCGAAGAAGCGCAUAAUCGAAACGUUUGCUUGGGUGAUAGUGGUGCUGGUCUGAUGGUCCAACUUCAUAAUGGACGUUGGCUUCUUCUCGGUAUCGUCUCAUACGGUAGCUCUUGUAAUAAACUGUUGGAGAAAAGAGCUCAACCCUUAGCUCAAGUUUACACGAAUGUCAAAAUGUAUAGAGGAGAGAUUGAUAAAUUCACCGAAUACUUCUUACCUUGGGAACAAGUGUGA
This is a messenger RNA of Brugia malayi, 990 nucleotides long. RefSeq names its product Trypsin family protein (gene Bma-try-5.2). Gene Ontology annotation, biological process: proteolysis. Bases 1 to 990 code for a protein of 329 amino acids. Gene Ontology annotation, molecular function: serine-type endopeptidase activity. NCBI's taxonomy places the organism in Eukaryota, Metazoa, Nematoda, Chromadorea, Rhabditida, Onchocercidae. The record is from RefSeq and is a predicted model, not a curated record. The transcript is spliced from 8 exons.